CUGCCACGCAUGCGCGGCGCGGAGCGGAGGAGGAACUGUGCGCGGAGCUGAAUGCGGAAGCGGGCGCCGCGGGAGGGGGUCUGUCGCCAUGGCGACCGCGGCGGAGGGGCUGCCUGAGGCCGGCGCGCAGCCCGCUAAGCCUAACUGUCCCCUCACCCUGUAAUAUCUGUACCCCGAUCAGAGGAUCCUGCUGUGGAAACAGCAGAGGAAGCUAAGGAGCCAGCAGAGGCAGACAUCAACGAACUCUGUAAAGACAUGUUCAGCAAAAUGGCCAUUUAUUUAACAGGUGAACUGACAGCCACCAGUGAAGACUACAAACUCUUGGAAAACAUGAAUAAGCUGACUAGCUUGAAGUACCUGGAAAUGAAAGAUAUAGCUAUAAACAUUAGUAGAAAUCUGAAGGAUUUAAAUCAAAAAUAUUCUGCUCUUCAGCCAUACCUAGAACAAAUCAACCUGAUUGAGGAACAGGUUGCAGCUCUGGAGCAAGCAGCUUAUAAAUUGGAUGCAUAUUCCAAAAAACUUGAAGCCAAGUACAAAAAACUGGAGAAACGAUGAAAUUACAACAGUUAUUGGAGUUGGACUAUGAGUCAGACUGAUUUCUGUUUAUGUUGCACAGCAGCAAUUCUGUAUGUUGGCAAGGAUUUAGUUAAAGCUAACAUCAAGACUGGUAAUGUUUUUAUCUAUUGGGUACAGUAGGCUGUAUUCAGGCUUAAGGCUGAAUAAUAUUUUCCUCUUUUGAAGAGGUUCUGUCGCCUCUGUUGUUCUGCAGUGAGAAGUAGAAGCUUGUCCACAACCCAUAUGUUGAUAACUGGCUGUCUGUGUUUUAGUUCUGUUGUCUCUCUUGAAAUGCUCUGUCUAUGAAAAGCCCUCCAUAUAGGUCUGUAAAGACAUUUUCCCUUAGUAGCAGCAGGACCUAAAUUUCAUUUUUUCCUCACUGAGUUCUGCAGUGGGGAAAUACUUCGAGCCUUUGGAGUUACAAGCAUGGUAUUGAAAACACUUGUUUUAGUAUCCCCCUUUAACUGUUUGAAAUAGAGAGGCUAAUUAGUAUGAAUUUAUAAUAAAAAACUUGCUUCAUUUUUCUCUCUGGAGUCUCAAAUUCCUGUUGUAAAGAUUAUGUAAAUUUUCAUUUUUUUUUUCAAAGGGCCUGUUAAUAAAGACAAACUCCUUCUAGCUAC
Calypte anna (Anna's hummingbird) is the source of this 1175-nucleotide messenger RNA. It is a transcript of the gene BLOC1S2, whose product is annotated as biogenesis of lysosomal organelles complex 1 subunit 2. Gene Ontology annotation, cellular component: BLOC-1 complex; BORC complex; gamma-tubulin complex. The transcript has 5 exons. The record is from RefSeq and is a predicted model, not a curated record. The coding region runs from base 256 to 555 and encodes 99 amino acids. Gene Ontology annotation, molecular function: gamma-tubulin binding. Lineage: Eukaryota; Metazoa; Chordata; Aves; Apodiformes; Trochilidae. Gene Ontology annotation, biological process: endosomal transport; lysosome localization.